AUGACGCCGUCGGGGUCUAUAGAAGCUGGCCGCGAGUAUCAAGUGAUGUGCCAGGUCUCCGGCGCUCGCCCCCCGCCAGUUAUCACCUGGUGGAACAACGCAAGCCGCGUCCUGCAACGCGCCGUCGAAACCACGUCAUCUAACGGCAACGUCACGACCAGCACGCUCAUGUUCACGGCAGAGUCUGGCGACGACGGAGCGCUGCUCUCAUGCGUCGCUGAGAGCUUCGCCACGGCGACGUCUGUCAACGCAUCGUGGCUCCUGAGCGUCCUGUACAUUCCAAAAGCCCACGCCAGGUUCGGCGCGUCUCUGGAUGCCAAAAACAUCAAAGAAGACGACGACGUUUACUUCGAGUGCAUCAUCGAUGCUAACCCGCGAGUCUCCAGAGUUUCGUGGCGACAUGACAAUGAAGUGUUAUGGCACAACAUCAGCGGUGGGGUGAUCGUGAGCAACCAGAGUUUGGUGCUUCAGAAAGUUGGUCGUAGACAAGCGGGAUCAUACACAUGCCACGCCUAUAACAGAGUCGGGGAUGGCAUGUCCAAUGCGCUGCGGCUUGAU
Hyalella azteca is the source of this 558-nucleotide messenger RNA. RefSeq names its product B-cell receptor CD22-like. Lineage: Eukaryota; Metazoa; Arthropoda; Malacostraca; Amphipoda; Hyalellidae. The record is from RefSeq and is a predicted model, not a curated record.